Phascolarctos cinereus (koala) is the source of this 5729-nucleotide messenger RNA. The record is from RefSeq and is a predicted model, not a curated record. NCBI's taxonomy places the organism in Eukaryota, Metazoa, Chordata, Mammalia, Diprotodontia, Phascolarctidae.
UUCAGCUGGGUUCAAUUCGGGUUCAGUAAUUUAGCUGACUUUUAUGAAUCGCUUUGGUAUCAUAAGAAAGUAAUUUAUCUUGAAAGUAAAAUAGAUGUCAAUUGCAAGGUACAUAAGUAUGAAGUGUUUUGUUGGUGUUGGGGUACAAAGAGCUUUUAUAAUGAAAUCCUGAAUAUGGACCAGAUAAUUAGACUGCUUAGAAUCAGUCAGAGAUUCUAGUGACCUCCCGGAUCAACAACACAGAAGAAAAGAAUUUAAUUUCAGUAUAGAUGACCAUGCAGCAUGCAGUUCAAGUGUGGUUUGGAGAUGAUCUUCCUCUAAGCCCCCGAAGUCCCCUCACUCCCCGACAUGGGCCAGGUUUGGCAGACGUUUGCCAGUAUGAUGAAUGGAUAGCAGUACGCCAUGAAGCUACUUUGGUACCUAUGCGGGAAGAUUUGGCGAUCUGGCUAAAUGGUUUAUUGGGUGUUGAUGUCAAGGCAGAAAGAUUAUUAGAAGAACUUGAUAAUGGUGUCCUUCUAUGCCAACUGAUCAAUGUUCUGCAAAACACAAUUAAAACAUGUUGUGAUUCUGAGGAACUAGGGGAUUUUCCAAUGAGAAAAAUUCCCUGUAAAAAAGAUGCCCCAUCAGGCUCCUUCUUUGCUAGAGACAAUACUGCAAACUUCCUUCACUGGUGCAGGCGUGUUGGUGUUGAUGAGACCUACCUCUUUGAAUCUGAAGGUUUAGUUUUACACAAAGAUCCAAGACAGGUUUAUCUUUGCCUUCUGGAAAUUGGGAGAAUUGUAUCAAGAUAUGGGGUUGAACCACCUGUAUUAAUAAAACUUGAGAAAGAGAUUGAACUAGAAGAAACUUUGCUCAAUACCUCUGGGUCUCUCCUGCCAGACAGCCCAGCAAAGUCCUGCUGUCACCAGGGAGAGCUCCACGAAGCUGUUAAGCACAUUGCUGAAGAUCCUCCAUGUAGUUGUUCUCAUCGAUUUUCCAUUGAGUAUUUGUCUGAGGGGCGCUACAGAUUGGGAGACAAAAUACUUUUCAUAAGAAUGCUUCAUGGCAAACAUGUGAUGGUUCGUGUUGGUGGAGGCUGGGAUACUCUUCAAGGUUUUCUGCUUAAAUAUGACCCCUGCCGAGUGUUGCAAUUUGCAACUCUGGAGCAAAAAAUCCUUGCAUUUCAAAAAGGCAUUUCUAAUGAGAGUAUUCCAGAUUCACCUGCCAGAUCCCCUGCACCACCUUUAAUGGACCCAAUGUCGGCUGUCAACAUGAUUCAGAAGCAAAAUUCGAGACCCGGCACGCCAGUUUCCGUGCUGAGAGCUAGGGAGAAGCAGGCCAUUAGCAAACGCCCUCAGUCUCCUGCUCAGGCAUGUGCCACCCCUACACCGCAUCUGCCCAGCUCACUAAAAUCUGGUCACUCAAACUCUGGACGUUCUAAAGUACCAAAUUCAUCAACAACAGCUUCUCCUCAACAUCUUACAAGUUCAAAAGGAGCACCAAAAAAACCAUUGUCUCUUGCCCAUCCAGUCAGUAAAAGCACCUCUUCCUCUGCUUCUUUGAAGCCUGCAUCGAGUGUCUCUGAGUCUCUACGGAAACGUGUCUUGUCCCCUGAUCACCCCAAAGUCAAGCACCCACCAGCACAGAAUUCAGAGAGCAGGCCACCCCCUGCUCAUCUUUCACAGAAGUCUUCUGUGCAGUUAAAACACAAUUCUGUUUCUUCUAAGCACAGUACAGUGUCUCACUCAGCAUCACCAAAGCCUCCCAAGCUUCCUGCAGCAAACAGCAGGCUAGGAUCUAAGCCUUCCCCAUCUCUUCAGUCCCCUGCAAAAAUGACAAAAUCUAGCACUAAAAGCACAGUGGAAAGACCAGCAAUGGCACAAUCUCAGCCACCCAGCAGAAGGCCGCCGGCAAGUAGAGUCCAGUCACAGAAGCUCAAAUCAGCCCCUCAUUUAAACCAACCAAUUUCUGCAGCCUGCAUUUUGCCUGUGAAAACAGCCCAUGUGACCACCUUGCUGGGACCAACUGGUAAGAAUGUGGCUUCUGAAACUAAAAAACCUUCCCAGAAUAAGAACAAAGGUCUUCUGACAGGGGCUAACCUGUCAAAAUCUUCUGGACGUACCCCAUUGUCAGUUGUAAAGCUUUCCCAGUCUUCCAUUAGAACACAGACUUCAGUAAAGGCCCCCCAGCCCACCACAAAGGGUCAGUCUUUGAUGAAAACCCCACCCAAGAGUGGCAGGACCAUGGCUCUGCCAACCAAGAAGCCCCUCUUGUCUGGGCAGCAAGCAGCUAGUGAUGGGGAGAAGCCCACUCUGAAGAAAAAGGAAGAUGACCAUUAUUUUGUUAUGACUGGAAAUAAGAAAGCUAGAAAGUAAAUAAAAAUGAGUCAUGUUGCAGCAAGCACAGGAAAUAAGAAAAGAAUCUAAUUUAAAUGUUCAAGGUCUUUAGUAAGGUCUUUUUGCUUUGUUGUGUCUGAGUUUGCAGUGGUUAGCUGCACUGAGGAAGAACACAAAAUACUGAGCACUGCAAAGAACAUUGGCUUUGAGUAAGAAGACCUGGGUUUGAAUUCUGUCUGUUAUUUGCAGGUGUGCCCUUGGGCAAGCCUCAGUUUCCUCAUCUCUAGAAUGAGGGAAUUUGGUUGGAUCUUGAAGGUCACAUCUGGCUCAGAAUAAGUGGGCAUUUUCAGCAAAAGAUGGCACCCAGGAGCUUCAAGCUCCUGGCUUACUGUGACAGUGCCACUAAUGGGAGUGGUAUCCUGUUCAAGCGUUUCUGCUAAUGUCUAUAUAUGCAGGAAAGCCUGAAAAAUUCAAUAACACUACUGAAAUUAUGGCUGCGCUCAGUGUCAAUCUAUGAAAAUGUCAGCUAUAAGGUUGUAACGUGUCCCAUAAGCAACACUAAGCCCUUGUCUGUAGCUUAAUACUUGUAUACAACAAAGUCACCCCUACCUUUCCUGUUCAGCAUUGCCAAGAAGGCAUCAAGCAGAUGAUCACUGUUUGUUAAUGAUUAGGCUUGGAUUACUCUGAAUUACUGUAGAUUUUUAAAAACUAUUUUAAUUUUCUUGAUGAAUGCCCCCAGACAAACUCUGGAUUGAACUCAGCAAAUGCGUGAUGUUACCACGAAUAACAUUUUACUACUUGCGCCUAAUUUAUUGGCUUGUGAAUACUGUACUGUAGAUAGGAACUAAACCUGGUUCAGUCUGCUAUCUGCACAUGUGCAGAUGUUUUGUACUUUAGAAGGUGGAUUGGUGUGCAAAGUAUAUUGAGAAAGUGGACUCAGUAGCUCUUAGAAAAAUCCUAACAAUUGUUUUAACACUGUUUUUGUUGAACUUCACAAGACGGGUUGACAUUUAAAAAGGUGAAUGUCAGAAUCCUGUUGGAUUAAAAUCUUUAAAGUGAAAGACAAGAAAUGUAUUUUGAGUGGUGCUCCAAAAAUUGUCUUUCAGAAAAUAUGUUUUUCAUUCUUUAGAGAACUUAGCUUUGCCAAUUUUAACUACAUUCUCAAAGUUAUGCAUUUUUCCUCGACCUGGAGCAAGGCUCCCUUCAGUAUUCAGGUAAUCAAUCAGUGUGACACGUUUGUUUCUGUAGCCCCAGCCCCAUAGGAAGGAGAUAGAGCUAAAUCAUGUCAUGAUAAUAGACUAGAAGGUUGUGGAGCUUGUAAAUACUUGAAAGUGUUCAAUUUCUCAGUUCUAGCAUAUUUAAGGCACCAUGCUUUUAGGAUAUUUUGUCUUUGUGGUGUUACAUUGUAUCUUUCCUGCAGGUUCUUAUAGUGAAUCAUGACUUUUGUGCUUGGGAUGUAUGUUUAACUAAAGUCACAGUUUCCUUAAAAAAAGCAGAGUAUACAUUUUCAGAAACUUAUUUUCAGUGGCUUAAAUUGAUUGUCAAUAUUCCGCAGUCUAGAAAGCCAGGAAACCUUCUAUAAUAAAUAAGUGCUUCGUCUCUCAGAUGCUUUUAAUAUAGGGGGCUAUAUAAUAGGUCAGUUUUUGGAAUGACUGUAAUGUUACAUGUGUGGUUUCAAAUAAUUCAAUUCCAAUAACAUUUAUUAAAUGUCUCCUAUGUACAAGACACUGUGUGAAGUGUUGGAAACUAUAAAGACAAAAAAAAAUUGUUGGUUUAAAAGGAAUAUUCACAAAACAGUUGGCCAAAGCCUACUGGUAUUCAGGCAAUUUGGGAAGAGCCUGCUCAUCUUUUCAAAGACAGUUAACUUUCUCAACAAGAAGUUCAUAAAUUAUUGCUCUUAUUAAUAAAUUAAGAGCUACCAGUGGAUGGAGAAUUGGUUCACUGUUGACCCAUGCUAGCAGUGUGACCCUGAGCAAUCCAUUUAACCAUGAAGGUGUCGACCUGCAAUGGGAGAGGGAAUUUCCUUACCUGGGAGCUCCCAGUACCACUGAGAUCACUGGUCUAGUCUCCGUCCCCAUUAGUGAAUUAAAAGUUAACGCACUUUUAAGAGAUGAACAACUUGCAUUUAAGAAGGACUUUUAAGUCCACACUGAGACCCAGGACGACAUAUCUUUACUAGUGGUCUUCUAGAACUUUCAUAUUUUUAUAUUUUUUCAUUUUUGAUAUUUCAGGAAGCUAGGAUAUAUAAUAUAUACACAAUUCUGCAUACUAAACUAGAGAAUCAGAAAGUUCUCUUGGCAUCUAACAUCAAUACAUUAAAAGAGUUGGGCUGGAUGGCCUCUGGUCUCCUUUCUGCUCUGGAUUUGUGAUUCUCUGAUCUGGAACAGGACUGCCCUGGAGUCCACAGCUGCCUCAUCAGCAUGUAGAGAUCCCCUGUAGCUCCUAAAAGCUGGAUCAGCAGAGCACAAACGUAGUCAGGUGCUGCCAGGCCUCCACUAUGGGCCUGGCAACAGACUCUGUGCUUAUCAUCUGAGGACCAGUCUAGCAAAGUUUACCAGACCAGCCAUUGGGAACUGUUAAUUACUUGGCUUGUGCCAAGCUCUUGGAGACAGUCUGCUGUAUGAUGUAGAUGAGCUGUGAUAUGUAUCAUUGGUGAAAACCCACGCCAACCAAACCGUGGCUCCAAACAAAAGCAAUGUUUCUUAACCAUUGGCUGAGUGUAGUAGUGUGGCUUAUUAGAUCUGGAGACCUCCCUCUUCAGCUAUUCUCAUGGCACACAUCUAUUAAAUUAGGCAUUGUUUUAUCCUGCCCCAAGAUUUUAACCACCUAAACCAGUUAGUUUCCCUAAAUGCCAUCAAAAUGUGUCCCAGAGAGCUACCUUUUUGUUAUAUUUUUCAGUAUCUGAAAGUGUAAUAUUUUUAUUAGACCCAGAUGGCCCAGAGGUGAGGAGGGUGAAAGAAUAUUAUUUUCAGAGUUGCAUUUGGCUAUUUGAUAAAGUUUGAGUGUACAAUUCAAAUUACCAAAGUUCUUGGAAGAAGCAAUCAUGUCUGAUUUGAUUUUGAAAAACAGUGCAAUAAGUUUUUAAUUACUUGCUGCAUAUUAGUAAUGUAAUGAAUGUGUUAGGGAGAACUUCUGAAGAAAUCAUGACACUGCUUCUUUUUAAAAAUUGUUCGGUCUUGAAUAAGCUGCUGAAGUUAAUACGAGCAUUGAUCCGAAAGGACAGUGUUAACUGUCUACAAUACAAUCAUGUAUGUGGUGUUUGUUGCUGACUAAAAGAAAAAUCCUGCAUUACCAAAAAGAUCCGACGUUCUUAUGUCUAAUUUUAUGAGGAUUCAAUACUUGACUCUGGAAUCACUUAUUUAUAUUGGUUUUGUUUUACUAGCACAACUUACUUUAAGUAUUAAACAUUCAAGU